This is a messenger RNA of Enhydra lutris kenyoni (northern sea otter), 1354 nucleotides long. RefSeq names its product gap junction protein beta 1. NCBI's taxonomy places the organism in Eukaryota, Metazoa, Chordata, Mammalia, Carnivora, Mustelidae. Gene Ontology annotation, cellular component: connexin complex. Gene Ontology annotation, biological process: cell communication. The record is from RefSeq and is a predicted model, not a curated record. Bases 136 to 987 code for a protein of 283 amino acids. The transcript is spliced from 2 exons.
GCCAUAUCUGGCUCGGGCCCUGGGCUCUUUGUCCCUCCCCUGGACUGGGCUGACAGUACCUAGUGGCACAGUGCAGACACGCCUGCAGACAUUCCCCAGGAAAGGGCAGCGGCAGCCAGGUGUGAAUGAGGCAGGAUGAACUGGACCGGUUUGUACACAUUGCUCAGUGGCGUGAACCGGCAUUCUACCGCCAUUGGUCGCAUAUGGCUGUCGGUCAUCUUCAUCUUCAGGAUCAUGGUGCUGGUGGUGGCUGCCGAGAGCGUGUGGGGUGACGAGAAGUCCUCCUUCAUCUGCAACACCCUGCAGCCCGGCUGCAACAGCGUCUGCUACGACCACUUCUUCCCCAUUUCCCACGUGCGCCUGUGGUCCCUGCAGCUCAUCUUGGUGUCCACCCCAGCUCUCCUUGUGGCGAUGCACGUGGCUCACCAGCAGCACAUAGAAAAGAAGAUGCUGCGACUCGAGGGUCACGCGGACCCCCUGCACCUGGAGGAGGUCAAGAGGCACAAGGUCCACAUCUCAGGGACGCUGUGGUGGACCUAUGUCAUCAGCGUGGUCUUCCGGCUAAUGUUUGAGGCCGCCUUCAUGUAUGUCUUCUACCUGCUCUACCCCGGCUACGCCAUGGUGCGGCUGGUCAAGUGUGAGGCCUACCCCUGCCCCAACACGGUGGACUGCUUUGUGUCCCGGCCCACCGAGAAAACCGUCUUCACGGUCUUCAUGCUGGCCGCCUCGGGCAUCUGCAUCAUCCUCAACGUGGCCGAGGUGGUGUACCUCAUCAUCCGGGCCUGUGCCCGCCGAGCCCAGCGCCGCUCCAAUCCGCCCUCCCGCAAGGGCUCGGGCUUCGGCCACCGCCUCUCACCUGAGUACAAGCAGAAUGAGAUCAACAAGCUGCUGAGCGAGCAGGAUGGCUCCCUGAAAGACAUACUGCGCCGCAGCCCCGGCACUGGGGCUGGGCUGGCUGAGAAGAGCGACCGCUGCUCGGCCUGCUGAUGCCGCACACAAGGCAACCUCCCCUCCUGCACCCCUCCCCCUAUCCCCCAUCCCCCUGCCCCUGGCCCUGCCCCUCCUUCUCCCCUGCCAGGUGUGGGCCUCUGCCUGCUAGGGACUGCAGAUCAGAUCAAUGGAAAUCUCCCUUUCCUCCCUGGUUUCCCGUCCUCCACCCCCACACCCCCACCCCCGCCUUGUGUCUGGGGGGCCAGAGGGGUGGGGAGCCCGAGGCCGGCCAGGCCAGUGCUCAAGGGUGGGGUGAGGGGGCAGGGGGUGGCUCUUCUUGUCUGUACCCCCUUUCCACUUCCCUCUCCCUCUUCCUGGGGCCACUGGGGGACAAGAGAUAUGAUGCUCUGACAGCAUCUCCAAU